AUGGAAUCCGAGAUCCAGCUUCGUCUUCGACCCCAAGCCCGGUCUAUCACUUCGAGCCCGAGUGAGGUUGAUAACAACCAUGAUGAACAACAGCUUCCCCCGAUGGACGGCGGGAAGCAUGCCUGGCUCUUCCUCGCAGCCUGUUUCAUGAUCGAGGGGUUGAUAUGGGGCUUCUCCUUCGCGUUCGGUAUCUUCCAGGAUUACUACAGCACCCAUGAGCCCUUCAAGGGAUCCUCCAACAUCGCUGUCAUCGGAACGUGCGCAAUGGGUGUAUCCUAUCUUCUCUCUCCCAUCACUUUCGGCAUCCUCCUCUCCUUCCCGAGGUUGCAGCGCUGGGCUGCCCCCGCGGGCUUCGUGACUAUGGCCCUGGCCAUUGCGCUGAGCUCCUUCUCCACCACCACGACGCACCUGAUUGUGUCUCAAGGCGUCUUCUAUGGCCUCGGAGCAAGCAUCGCCUACACGCCUACCAUCAUCUUUAUGGAUGAGUGGUUCGCAAAACGGAAGGGGCUGGCCUUUGGAAUCAUGUGGGCGGGAACAGGCCUUGCGGGCGUCGUUCUCCCCGUAACGUUGCAGUGGUUGCUGGACAGCUAUGGCCACCGUUUCACUCUACGCGCCUGGGCAGUGAUCCUGUUUGUUUUGGCCACUCCACUGCUCUACUUCGUCAAACCCCGCGUCCCCAUCUCUGCAUCGACGAACGUGCGGCCCUUCAAUCUCACCUUUGUCCUCGACCGUACAUUUCUCAUCUACCAGGCGGGCAACAUCAUCGAGGCGCUGGGGUACUUCCUUCCCACGAUCUACCUGCCGACCUAUGCUCGCUCGAUCGGGGCCAGUAGUCUCACGGCAUCGCUAACAGUAAUUCUCCUUAAUCUUGCCUCAGUGUUUGGCUGUAUCAUCAUGGGUACGCUGGUGGAUCGGUGCCAUGCAACAACAUGCAUUCUCAUCUCGACUGUCGGAACUGUUCUGGCGACCUUCCUGCUGUGGGGUUUCUCGAUUAGUUUGGCACCGCUAUUCAUCUUCUGUGUGGCAUAUGGCAUCUUUGCCGGGUCAUUCAGUUCUACCUGGCCCGCGGUUUCGGGUGAGGUACGGAAGAAGAAUCCCUUCGCCGACCCGUCUAUUGUACUGGGAUUUUUGUGCUCCGGUCGGGGCAUUGGCAAUGUAGUCAGUGGUCCUUUGAGCGGUGCCUUGUUAGCGGGGGAGCCAUGGGAAUCAUCCGCAUAUGGAUAUGGCAGUGGAUACGGGGGGUUGAUUGUGUUUACAGGGAUCACAGCCCUGCUGGGAGGAUUGAGCGUGCUGGCCCGGCCAUUGAAGUGGUUGUAA
Molecule: messenger RNA, 1317 nt
Organism: Aspergillus clavatus NRRL 1
Lineage: Eukaryota; Fungi; Ascomycota; Eurotiomycetes; Eurotiales; Aspergillaceae
Product: putative MFS monocarboxylate transporter
Exons: 4
Coding region: 1-1317 (438 amino acids)
Biological process (GO): transmembrane transport
Cellular component (GO): fungal-type vacuole membrane
Molecular function (GO): transmembrane transporter activity
Source: RefSeq, a predicted model, not a curated record